AUGGUUGGAGAUCCGGAGGAACAGAAAAUAUUGUCUAGAUCAUUAAGCCUUAUCUGGAUGUAUGAGCAGAUCGUGCGAGAACUUGAAACAAGCCUUGAAUAUCAAUCGGUCGCAGACACAAAUUCGUCCUUAGUGAAAGAGUUUGGACAUCUCAGAAUUGGACUUGAUAUCAUAAAGCAUGCCACAAACAACUUUGGUGAUGACCACUUCAUUGCUGAAGAACUUGCAUACCAAUGUUUGGAAAGUAAUAAGUCACGACGCCCCACAACAAAUUUGGUCGUGAGCACGCUUAAAACUGCACUUGCAUAUCAAGAGGUCUUUGAAGCAAAAGCAAAUCGCCUAUUGGAUUUUGAAGAAAUCUGUCCUCCCGGGGGAAGCCAUUUGGUAAUUUUGUACACAACAAGCGUCAAAGGCAUCCGAAAGACGUCAAAAGAUUGCUCCAGGGUUCACUCUUUACUCAAAAGUUUAAAGGUUUUAUACCAAGAAAGGGAUAUAGCGAUGUACUCGGAUUUCAGAGAUGAAUUGCAGAAAUUGGGAAAAUUAACGGCACUACCUCGGCUGUUUAUAAAGGGUAGGUACAUCGGCGGAGCAGAUGAUAUUUUUCUGUUGCAUGAGCAAGGAAAAUUCCAGCCACUCGUUCGUGAUAUACUAAACAUAUCGGAAGGGCCAUGCAAAAGGUGUGCUGGAGUUCGGUCUGUGGUGUGCCGUAAGUGUAAUGGUAGCAAUAUUCUGAAAUCUGUUGAAUGGGGCAGAACGAGGUGUACGGAAUGUAACAAGAAUGGUCUGAUCAAAUGCCCAAUUUGCUUCUAAAAAUAUUUAUUUUUAAUUUGGUCCGUGCCAUGUGUGUUGUUGCCACUUGCCAGU
This is a messenger RNA of Lactuca virosa, 864 nucleotides long. Lineage: Eukaryota; Viridiplantae; Streptophyta; Magnoliopsida; Asterales; Asteraceae. The record is from the annotation of a GenBank genome assembly.